CUCCCAUAAUGCCUCUGAGUCACGUGGCUCUAGAUUAACUGAAGGUCGUGCGGGGAAAAGCACUUUCUUGUUGCUGGGUUCGUGUUCUGGGCAAUAUGCUGACCAGCACCGUCCGUCGGUUCGCCACCUCCGCCCUUCGCCGGGUGCAUUAUGAAGAUGGGCCGGGAACGAAUCUCCCGUUCUCUGUUAACAACAAAUGGAAAUUGCUGUUCGGAACUUUUAUCUUUACUAUAACUGGUAUUGGUGGUCCCUGUUUUAUUGUAAGGCAUCAGCUGCUUAAGCAGUGAAUAUGUUAUAACAGAUUGUGAAGAAAGUACAGAAGGAAAGAUAAAGUUAAAACUAAGCAUCCUCCUUAUCCUUAUAAAUAAAAGUUAUAUCUGAAAGUA
Molecule: messenger RNA, 386 nt
Organism: Python bivittatus (Burmese python)
Lineage: Eukaryota; Metazoa; Chordata; Lepidosauria; Squamata; Pythonidae
Gene: COX7C
Product: cytochrome c oxidase subunit 7C
Biological process (GO): mitochondrial electron transport, cytochrome c to oxygen
Cellular component (GO): respiratory chain complex IV
Source: RefSeq, a predicted model, not a curated record